Esox lucius (northern pike) is the source of this 4240-nucleotide messenger RNA. RefSeq names its product tripartite motif-containing protein 16-like. The transcript has 6 exons. The record is from RefSeq and is a predicted model, not a curated record. Lineage: Eukaryota; Metazoa; Chordata; Actinopteri; Esociformes; Esocidae. The coding region runs from base 206 to 1861 and encodes 551 amino acids. Gene Ontology annotation, molecular function: zinc ion binding; protein binding.
UAAAUGUUGAAUUUGAGUUACUCCUUCCUCAGCACUUUAUCCCAGUCAAAUGACAGGCCACUUGGGGCAGCCAUAUCAAACUCCCUCUUUAAACCUCGCUCUGACAGAACCAGGAAGUGUUUUACAUCUCCCUAACUCGUCUGAGAAAAUGAAAAUGAUCUAAAUCUCUGUGUUGUCUGUGUAAGAGUGAACAAAAACCUUCCAAAUGGCUGUUCUACUAGACCAGGACCAGUUCUGUUGUUCUGUCUGUCUGGAUCUACUGACGGAUCCAGUAACAAUCCACUGUGGACACAGUUACUGUCUGAGCUGUAUUGAGGGCUGCUGGGAUCAGGAUGAUCUGAAAGGGGUCUAUAGCUGUCCCCAGUGCAGACAGACUUUCACUCCAAGGCCAACUCUGAGGAAAAAUAACAUGUUGGCUGAAGUGGUGGAGAAACUGAAGAAGACAGGACUCCAAACUACUUCUCCUGCUCUGUGCUCUGCUGAACCUGGAGAUGUGGUGUGUGAUUUCUGUGCUGGGACCAGGAAGCCGAAAGCCCUCAUGUCCUGUCUGGUGUGUCUGGCUUCUUACUGUGAGACUCACCUCCAACCUCACUAUGAAGUAGCUCCAUUAAAGAAACACAAGCUGAUCAAAGCCACCGCACAACUACAGGAGAAGAUCUGCUCUCAUCAUGACAAAUUGCUGGAGGUUUUCUGUCGUACUGAUCAGCAGUGUAUCUGUCUGCUGUGUGUGAUGGAUGAACAUAAAGGCCAUGAUACAGUGUCAGCUACAACAGAGAGGACUGAGAAACUGAGUCAGCUGGGGAUCAGACAGCAAAAGAUUCAACAGAGAGUCCAGGAGAGAGAGAAGGAGAUGAAGGAGGUCCAACAAGCUGUGGAGUCCCUCAAGCGCUCUGCAAAGACAGCAAUUGAGGACAGUGAGAUGGUCUUUACUGAGCUGAUCCGCUCCAUAGAGAGAAAACGCUCUGAGAUGAAGGAUCUGAUCAGAGCCCAAGAGAAGACUCAACUGAUUCAAGCUGAAGGACUCCUAGAGAAACUGAAGCAGGAGAUUGCUGAGCUGAAGAAGAGAAGCACUGAGCUGGAGAAGUUCUCACACACAGAAGAUCACAUCCAUUUCCUCAAGAGUUAUCAGUCUCUCUCCAGUAUCAGUGUGUCUUCUGACUUACCCAGCUUCAAUCUCCGUCCUCUUCAGUAUUUUGUAGAUGUGAGUAAGUUUGUCUCUGAUCUGAGAGAGAAACUAGAAGACUUCCUUAAAGCAGAAUGGACCAAGAUCUCCACUACAGUCAAUAUAGUGGAUUUUUUACUGCCUUCAGAGCCCAAGACCAGAGAACAGUUCUUACAAUAUUCCUGUCAGCUCACACUGGACCCAAACACAGUACAUAAACAACUCUCUCUGUCAGAAGGGAACAGAAAAGUGACUUCUACCCAUGAUGUCCAACCAUAUCCUGACCAUCCAGACAGAUUUACAAGCGAGGGCAUGGUUCUAUGUAGAGAGGGUCUGACUGGACGCUGUUACUGGGAGGUGGAGUGUAGUGGGAACUGGGUUUGUACGUCAGUCUCAUAUAAAGACAUUAGCAGAAAAGUUAAUGGUAAUGCAUUUGGAUACAAUAAAAAGUCCUGGGUUUUAGAGUUCUCUAGGGGUGGUUACUGUUUUAGACACAAUAAUGUUGAGACUAAAGUAUCAGGCCCUCAGUCCUCCAGAAUAGGAGUCUACCUGGAUUACAAGGCAGGUACUCUGUCCUUCUACAGUGUCUCUGACACAAUGACCCUCCUCCACAGAGUCCAGACCACAUUCACUCAGCCCCUCUAUCCUGGGUUUCGUCUUUGUAGGUAUUAUAAAACAGCGGAACUAUGCAAACUGUAGAUUGUGCCUAGAUAGAUAAAACACUAUGUAGAAUUCAGACAGUGGAAGUUUAACUGAAUAUAGUUCCACUAUACACUAGUUAAGACCAGACAAAGGCAACCUACUAGCUUUACAAGACAUUACAUUUUAUUGUUGUCAAGGCAACACCAUCUCAAUUAUCUCAUGUGUGGAAAUUUCCACCACAUCAAUAAACCUGGCCACCAGGUGAUGCUAUUGACCAAACUAUAGGGAAAUUGCAUUAUUUCUGGUACAUUGUUAACGCUUAGGUUGUUCUGUGGAUCAUGUUUUUUGCUAAGUAAAGAUUUUCCUUUUUUGUAUUAGGUGUCAUAACAACUCUUGCCUACCUACAUAAACUUCACAAAACAGCUUAUUUGCAUGUUGCCUGUUAGUAAAACAGCAACAAGCGCUUCAUUGAAUACUGGCAUUAGGCAAUCUCAAUUCAUUAUCAAGAUAACACCACUUGCAAAUUUUAUAAACUUUAGAUUAUUGGACAGCAUUUAAUAUCAUAUUGAAUAGUAUGUUAUCAAAACAAUGGAUCCUGCAACAUCCAAUAACACUGUGAAUGACCAAAACUAUGGUGGAUAUCCCGAAAGCUUAACCAAGGAAACCAAGGAACAAUUAAGGUUUUGGUUAGGUGAGAUUUGCAAGUACACAUCUGUUGAUUAUUCCAUUAUUGUUUGACAUAAACUAUCAAAGCGUUGUCUUAUCUUUUACCGUGACUGUCGUCUUACAGCAAUUCAAAGCUGUUACGACACCACGCCAAGUGUUGUCCAUUAGUAUCCCAUAGGCCCUCCAUAUAGAUAGCUUGUGUCAAGUUAAUGUUGUUGUGUAAAUAUGAAGUUUACCGAACCCUUGCAAUAUCAAGGUAAGACCUAGCAGCGUAAAACUGUCAUCAUUUAAUUUAUCGUUAGGAUUUAUAAUGCCACGUUUACAAGUUUAACUCAAAACACACAGUUGCAAAUCACAAUCAACUCCAAACAACUGAGUAAUUUGUAUACAUUUCAUUUUUGCAUAGUUUAUCAUAUAGGCCUAUUGAUUAAUCGUAGUUUAUUCUAAUAAAUAAAAGAAACUGGGAUAUUAUUUGUGUAUCAUGUUUUCAGAUGGUGGAUGAUAACCGUAUUUCAGUCAACAGUAGAAGUCUGUAGUAAUUAACUUGUAUAUUAUACCAUAUCAAACCUUUAAUACCAUUUAUGAGUGGAAAACCCUCUUUUGCUUAAUUGUUACAAGAACUCUUGUUAUUAUUAUACCUUUAUUUCAGCAAGAAACAUGGACUGAGACUAGGGGCUCUUUUGCAGCUGUGUAUACAUGUUCCCACAUACAGUACAGUUUGGGUACAAUGAUAAAAAAGCGUCAACGAGGAUAAAUACUUUUAUCAUGUCUCAUAAUGUGUCCACUCAAUACGUUUGUGCUUACUUCUUAGCUGGUGAGCUAUACUACAGCAGGUACAAAAGCACCUCCUGUGCUGUAGUGAUAAUUUUACUGAACUUAUGUGUUAAUGGAUGGUACAUUGCAUAUUUCUAGUAAGGUAUUGAGUUCAUAGAAUAGUACUGAGUUGUUGUGUUUAGACUAGAAGGGGAAUGUCAGAGGUGCUGACAGUGUUGUUAAUGUAGAAGAGGGGAUCUAGUCUUUGUUUGUUUGUGACACUCAUGUCUGAAUGGUAUCAGUGAAUCAUUGGGUCCUCUGAACCAAUCUGCUAAAACCAUCAGUGUAUCUGUUCUUUUUCUUGAAGGUUUGUGGCCCAUUUCAGUUAAAAAGGCUGUAUACCACGCCCCUUUAGCCCCUUGGAGAACGGAGGGGCAGUUUGGCUCCUUGGGUAAACACUUAGGGAGGGAACAUGCACUGUUGACAGCUGUGUUGUGUCUCACCACCCCCUUAUGUUGUAUAAGUACUGAUGAUUCUCUGAGCUACCUUUUGUGAACUCUGCUUCCACUCUCCUUGUAAGUAAUAAAACUGAUAAUUGUGCCAAGAGGAUUGUCUCUGUACCUACUUCCAAAUAGGUUCUAUUCGAUGGAAUUGCUGUCCCACUUCACACUGGCCAUGACUUCAGGACAGAUGGGAAAAACUGAAAACUGGUACCAAGAAUAGAUUGAGAAUCCAUCCGAGAAGGUGUUGCAUACUACAUUCAGAAAAAAAAACCAAAGUGAACAUGUCAAAAACAAACAUAAUCAAAGACAUAAAAUGUGCAACACAGUCACCUUUGUGAAGGAAUUAUAACCCAUAUAAUAAGGGACUUAAAACUGAGAACCAUGUUGUUUUGCUGCUGAAUGUGAAUCAAAGGGAUGAAGUGUGUGAUUGUCAUGGACCAUCAGGGAAAUGCUCUUACCCAAAUACACAGAUGACAGCUCUUUCAAUCUCUAUGCUGAAAAAAUAUCUUGGUUC